UGCAGCACAACCCUUUCAAAGUUCAGUAUUUGCGAGAAACAACGCCGGAACCAGCAGCCUGUGAAAAGGGAUUUGCUCGUUGCUCAAUGAGCUCUUUCCAUGAAUGAUGAUGCACCGAUCUGCCGCAGUUACAACCGAGGAGGAUCUCCACGACACCGAUGAACGCGACGAGGAGGAGGAAGAAGGAUGAUGAGGAAGAAGAGGACAUCUUUGCGAAGCUGUUGGAAUCUCCGGAACCCCACAAGGACCAUAGAACCAUGCAGCUAACUUCCGAAGAACGGCAAUGGGCACUGGAUUUGAAGAGGACGGUGGAACAAGACCAUGCUGAACUACACAACCUUAGUGAUAUGGAAUAUGCGGUGUAUGCCAUCAUCUCUCAGGGUAAUCAGGCUGAUGCUUUGACAAGAAUGGGAGCCAUUCAGAUGUUUCGAGAGGAGUAUCAAGUUGACAAUUCUAUAGAACAGGGUGUGUACAUGCUCGGAGAGCUAAUGAAGCAACAAGAAGGUCUCUUACUGUGUUUGGAUGUUGACAGUGCCACUUUGGAAGGAUUGCAUGUCAUGGAUAUUGGGGCCCUUAACCCACAGGCAGCGUUAGCGCCCUGCUUUAUCAGCGGGGUUGACUACAAUUGGCGCAUCAUGGUCUGCGGCUUCUACUAUUACAACCUGGCCUGUCAGCCAUGUCUUGGGACCGUCAGAGCAGGGAAUCACACCAUGGCUGACUUUGUGGGGUGGGGUUGGCAUCACAUGAAUAUGGAGAUUCAGUAUCGGUUCUCCGGGGAAAUGUUUGCCCACUAUCCAAUAAAGUUCACCAAAAUGUGUUGCUACAAUACCAAUCAGGCUGCCAAUAUUGUUUGGUCCCUUGUCAAGAAUGUGUAUCCAAGUUCUUUGAUGAAUGUGCUACAAUUGGGUUGCCAGAUACCCUCGGAAUCUUAUGAGGAGGCCCCAAAGAGUCUGAGUGAAAGAUAUCUGCAACCAGACCUUAACCAGGCAUGCCUUCGGAUGCUAACGAGAGCAAAUAGCUUGUUGACCUUGAGGUGCCGAAAUGACGAGCUCUUUCGAUUGUAAUGAGGAAGAGUUCAUUGCGCAAAACAAAAAUGCAGCACAGCAAGCACAACUGCCACAGCACCUGCUGCAGACAGGCAGAGACUUCAGAAUUGGCGUGCACAGCCCUUUUUGAGCCCCGCAAUAGAUUCUUCAGAGUGCCAGCUACUUGGCAGACCGACUCGCCACCCUCAGGGUUUUUCCGGCUAGUAUGCCAGCCCAUCUUCGGAAAAGGUUUGUUCAUGCCGUUUUGAGUUGCCCUCAUACCGGUAGAUCACAGAUCACACUAGCAAGCUACCGUCCGGACGGUAGACAUUAGGUACAUGUAUAAAUAGAACGCAAGUUGUGGUCUCACAAAGAGAUCUUGGCCUACAAAAACGCUACUACCGUAACCAGUUUGACGGGAACCACUCCCUGUGCCAUCCAACCCAGACAAUAUGCCAGCCAUCCAAAGUUUGCAUCAAGUGGUCAAGUGAGACUGCUUCACGCGAUCGCAGGGAACCUCAAUAUCGUUCACAUCAAUUCGCCGCCAUGUACAGAAAUGACGCAGAUGGUGUUUUUACCAUCCAAAAUAAUAUCCACUGAAUAGGACAAAAAGCACGGAACCAGCAAAAUCUCCUCCCAUUUUGAGCCAAGCAGCACUGGCACCAUUGGCGAGUGGCUCUUCUUCUUCGUCUUCUUCGUCUGGUUCCACUUCAUUCUCGGGAGUGUCAGUUUCUGUAGUGGACUUCAUUGGUUCCUUUGUGGUAGUAAAGUAUACUUCUGGAUUGCUCAAGAGUUCCGAGGAUGCCACCAAUCUUUGGUAGCACGAUGGAAAGAUUGUGGAUUGCACGCAAGUUGGCUCCACAGGUGCACAAGUGGAUUCGUCCUCUAGAUCAUCGCACAGCAUAGCCUUUCCCAU
This is a messenger RNA of Seminavis robusta, 1941 nucleotides long. NCBI's taxonomy places the organism in Eukaryota, Bacillariophyta, Bacillariophyceae, Naviculales, Naviculaceae. The record is from the annotation of a GenBank genome assembly.